Molecule: messenger RNA, 519 nt
Organism: Penicillium canariense
Lineage: Eukaryota; Fungi; Ascomycota; Eurotiomycetes; Eurotiales; Aspergillaceae
Exons: 1
Coding region: 1-519 (172 amino acids)
Source: RefSeq, a predicted model, not a curated record
AUGGAACGCCACGAUGAAGACCUUAGGAACAAGGUAAUCAAAGAACUUCAUGAAGAAGAGUCCCGAAAGCAAGCCUCUUUCUGGGAGAUGGAGUAUCAGAAGCGUCUUGCAGAAGAGAAGCGAGCUACUGAACAAGCAUACCUCGAACGACUCAAAAAGAAUAUGAGGAAAUACGGAAUUGAGGAACCUGAGACCAUCUUCGCUGCACAUCCUCUACCUAGGGAUGAGGAAUUGAAGUCGACACAUGAAAUAGAAGAAAAGAGCAGGUGGUAUCGCAACCACCUCAAGGGAGCAUUGUCUAUGCAAGGCUUAGGCCGCGGUCAGAUUGACGAAAUUCUGAAUGAUUUGGGAGAAACGAUGAAUAUCGACGGGAUCGAGACCACCGUCACCAAGAUGGCCGAGAAGUGGGUUUCUACGCGCACUUUGGACGCUUACGAUAUCCCGUGGCGAUAUGACAAGGUAGAAGCUGCCUAUCUAUUAACCGUUCAGAUUGAUUAUUUUGUUGACACAGACAUAUAG